CACAGAGUGAGGGACAGGAGACCAUAUGCACUAAGGGCAAAGGGAGAAACGAACCUGCUUGAGGAAGUCACCAUCCUGCAGGAGGCUUCAAGUACCUGGAUGGAGGCCUGAGGCUGGAUCACUUUAAGGGAACUGUGGUGUUUGGACAUCUGAGUAACCAGAAAUGAGCAACAUUUGGAGCACCAUGCGGAGGGACUCACCCUUGUGGACCUGCCUCUUCUUGUAUCUUGCUGCUCUUCUGCUCCAACAGGCAGAGGCCCAGGAACGCUGUCAAGUACCCACACAAAAGGGAAUGAAGGAGGAGGUGAACAUGGUGGCUGACAUGGACAACCGCAUGGAAAAAGGAGGCUAUGUACAGAGUGGGAAGCUGGACAGAUUAAAACAGUUAGAACAGAUGCUGUUGAAAGUCAGUUUCCAAGAGGACAACUUCACUGUCAUAUGCCCCAACAUUCAGACUUUCGUAUUCAAGAUUAAGCCAAUGAAUUUCCGAUGGCUGAAUCUCAGCAGCAAGUCAAUACCGCAGUCCAAGUCCAGAACCCAACACUCCAUGCAUUUCCCAGCUGAACUGAUGAAGAAAAGCCGGAGUGGAGUGGCAGAAAUGAAACUUGUCUGCAUUUAUCUCAACACUCCUGGCCUGUUCCAGGAUGGGAAGAAUAGCUCCCUACUGAACAAUGACAUCUUAGGGGCCACCCUUGCAAACACCCGCGUCACCAACCUCACUGAGCCUGUGGAGAUCCGGUUCUGGCAUAACCAAACACUGGAUAACUCAAAUGCGAGCUGUGUCUUUUGGGUGGAAGGAACAGAAAACAACAGCCUGGGGAACUGGAGCAGCGUUGGCUGUGAGACCAUCCACUGGAAAGACGUAGUGCUGUGCCAGUGUAAACACCUCACCUACUUCGCUGUGCUGCUGAAAAUCUCCUCAGCGCCCAUAAACAAGGCCAUCCUGGCUCCUCUCACCUACAUCUCCAUGGUGGGCUGCAGUGUCUCGGCUGCUGCCUCGCUUCUCACCGUCCUCCACUACCUCGCCUCCAGGAAAAAGAGCAGAGAUUAUACAAACAGAAUCCACAUGAACCUGCUGGGUGCCCUCUUCUUGCUGAAUGUCUUCUUCCUGCUCAGUGGGACCCUGGCAUCCGUUCAUUCCACAUGGCUCUGCAGAGGCGCUGCUGCCUUCCUCCAAUACUCCCUGCUCUGUUGCUUGACCUGGAUGGCCAUUGAGGGCUUCCACCUCUACCUGCUCUUGAUCAAAGUCUACAACGUGUACAUCAGGAGAUACGUCCUCAAGCUGUGUGCCGUUGGCUGGGGAUUGCCAGCCUUAACUGUGGUUAGCAUUCUCAUCUUCAAGGAAGAGGCAUACGGGCUGCACAUAAUUGAAACUGACACGGGCUACAACAAUACAACUAUGUGUUGGAUCACAGACAAGGCCCAGGCUGUUCAUUACAUCCUCAACGUGGGCUACGCUGGAAUCACCGUACUCUUCAACAUGGUCAUCUUAGUCACCGUCAUGAGGAUGCUGAGGAAAUUGAGAUCCAACAUGAACAGUCAGAAAGAACAAGUGAAGAAGGAUCUGGUGACAGUGCUGGGACUGACCUGCCUGCUAGGAACGACCUGGGCACUGGCCUUCCUCAGUUUCGGUGUCUUCUUGAUUCCUCAGCUCAUCCUCUUCACUAUCAUCAAUUCCCUCCUGGGGUUCUUCAUCUGCCUCUGGUACUGCACCGUCUGCCGCCAGCCGGACCCCAGCCCCUCCACCGGGAGUUCUCAGAUGACAAAAUAACCAGGCCAGCCAGCUGGACUAUGCUCCCAAAAGGGCACAGCUCACCCCCCCAGGAGCAGACUCACUUGCUGGAACUGGCCUGCCCCAGUUGCCCUAGGCAAGUCUGCGCUUCCGAUGGAGGAUUUAGCAAGGAAAGAGACACACUCCUCAGUGCCUUCACACACGUGGCAGCAAACAGUGCGACAAUGAGCCUUCAAAGCAGCUUAUGCAGAGUUGUCGAGAAGGUGAACAGGACCUGGGUGAGACUGAGGGGUCACAGAACAGUCACUCUCACAACACAGGGAAUUGCUGUUCCCUAGGAGGCUAUAGGCAGACAAUGCUUGGGGCAUUGAUUCCCGCUGCAUUGCGCCUUGUGUCUUUAUUUACACCUGUGAGUGCAGAGAAGGUGCACAUCGCUACCAAACCAGACCUCCCCACCCACUCACACCAGAGGUAAUGUCGUACAAUUACUUCACACACACCACAAGGGGCAAAGCAAGGAGAAUCAGAGCCUCUGUGCCUGUCCCCUCCAGGAAGCUAUAAACAUCCCGGUUUGGUACAUUUCCUUUUCAAAUCAUGCGAUGAUUCUCCUGUCCCGGUCACGUCACCAUGGAGAGAGAUUCUAUACUCAGCUAACUGCCUGGCACAGGCCCCUACCAUUCAAGCUAAAUGAGAGGAUCCGUUAGCAGUACGGGACUAAUGACGUACAUUGGAGCAGUUCUGAUUCCAUUCAGUAGAGGGUAAUGGUGUAUGCAAGUUCGUACACACACCGACCUGCUCACCCCAACACCAACUCAUUACGAACAAAUCAGAGGUACCUUGACUUUUGAGGAGGUUGAAACUCAAAUCCGAACCCUGCUGCUCAAGCCCAUCUCUGAUUUAAAGAGGACAGGUGAACAACAGGGGAAGGAGAUGGAAGGAAGCUGCAGAAAGGAAAGAACUAGAAAUUGGAGAGGAGGAAUUACGGAGCAGGGCAAUAAAGAAACAGACAUGGUGAAACAGGGAGCACAGGGAAAGGAAGUAAUAGCAAAGGGGCUGUGAAUUCCUGGAUGCUGGAGACUGUAUGCGGGACAUCAGCCACUGCUCACUGGUGAGUGAAGAGAUCUUGCCGCAAAGGUAGAUGCUGCAGCUCAGUUCUCUCUCUCUCUCUCUCUCUCUCUCACUCACAGACAAGUCCACAGCCUGGAUGGACUAAACCUGGAACAAAUGUGCUUUCGCUUUUUUAAUGAUCACGUGGGGAGUUUAUUACUCUUUUGAACCUAACCAAAGGCUUCCAUUAAACUGCUUUACAAUGGGGCAUCCACCCCACCCCCACCACUGCCUUCUCUGGCCAAAGCCCAUUCCCAGUGUUGGACCUUGUUACAUGCAAAUGACUGGAGCCAGCCUACUGGAGUAAUAUAAACAAACAAUUACCCUAGUGACUCCUCUUGAAGCCAUCCAGUCUGUUAUGUAUUUGAAGCUGGGCCUGUGUCAAAAUUUCUUGCUGAAGGGUCCACCACAGAAUAAGUGUGUUUAACUGAGGCCCUGCUACUCAUGCCCAUUGGAAGGCUCCACAGACAUAUUAUCAUAGCUGGGAUAUGGUCCUGUGAUCAUAGGAGUCCUUGUGGCACCUUAGAGACUAACAAAUUUAUUUGAGCAUAAGCUUUCGU
Molecule: messenger RNA, 3399 nt
Organism: Gopherus flavomarginatus (Mexican gopher tortoise)
Lineage: Eukaryota; Metazoa; Chordata; Testudines; Testudinidae
Gene: ADGRG5
Product: adhesion G protein-coupled receptor G5
Exons: 14
Coding region: 164-1771 (535 amino acids)
Biological process (GO): adenylate cyclase-activating G protein-coupled receptor signaling pathway; cell surface receptor signaling pathway
Cellular component (GO): membrane
Molecular function (GO): G protein-coupled receptor activity
Source: RefSeq, a predicted model, not a curated record